UGAAUGCGCAAUUAUGCGGGCAAUAGGCCUAAAGGUUGACCGCUCCUAUACGAUACUUUUUUUAUGUUAAACCGAAGUCAACAUCCCGACUUCGGUACUUCAGAACAUCUGUGUAUUCCGAGUCUGGAUUAAAAAUGGCCCCGCGUUCCAGUGCGCCGGCCGUAAUAAGGACGGCAGCCGUAAUAAUGGUAAUAGUUUGUCUGAUAAACCAUGCCACUGUGGAUGCAGCUUUCAGGGAUGCCAUCGCUUUCCGCAUGGUGCGACAAGCUGAUGGUUUAAAUAUGACUGCUGGAUCCCUGGAUGUCAACCCAAAUGACUUUCUGCCUGUAAAAAAGGGUCAGCAUAGAUCUGGAGGAAUAAGUCCGCCGGAAGGCGGGGCCAGUCCACCCGAACCACCUAGUGGGGAAGCGGCUUCCGCUGGUGCCUCCGCUGCGCAGCUCCAGCAGCUACUUAGCCUGUUGGUGCCAUUGUUAAGCGCCGGAAAUGCUCCUGCGGGCGGAGGGGGCGCAGAUCCACCCAUGGAAAUGGGCUGAUCGAACCCAGGGAGACUGUGGAUUUUAGCUUCACCAUACGAAUUACUGAUAAAUUGCUUAUACGAUUUACAUACGGUGUGACGAGGAAAGCGGUGACCGCAAUACACGGAUAAUUAGUACUAGUAUAUCUAUAAUGAUCUGUGUGAUAUGCAUACUGACAUAUAAAUUCAAUGGUGGAUUCCUGUCGUUAACAACUGCUUUAUUGUUUGUAAUGGAGCUGGCUUGGUUUAUGCUUAUUUAAGGUAUACUUCUAUUUAUUCUUUAUUGCAAGUUGUGAUUGUUAUUGUAGUAAAGGGGCUUUAUACGGAACGUUAUGCCUUAUGCCAUAAAGAGGUAUUUGCUA
Molecule: messenger RNA, 876 nt
Organism: Paramacrobiotus metropolitanus
Lineage: Eukaryota; Metazoa; Tardigrada; Eutardigrada; Parachela; Macrobiotidae
Exons: 4
Coding region: 135-533 (132 amino acids)
Source: RefSeq, a predicted model, not a curated record